AUGGAUAAAAUUAAUAAAAUUAUGGAAUAUUAAUUAAGAAACAUUGGUUCAAGAAUAGAGCAAAUUAUUGAUGAGAACUAAGAAUUAUUGAAAUAUAAGUAAUUUAGAAUUGAGUUAAUUGAUGAUUCAAAAAAUAAUUACUUAAUUGUUCAACAAUAGUCUUUAAUUAAACUGGAUCAAUAAUGGUUUCAAAUGAGUAAUCCGCUAUUAGGAUAUGGAAAUUUAACGAAGAAAAAGUAGAACUAUUGCAAACUUAAAAUGUACAUUAGGGUAAUAUAAAUUGCUUAGUCUAUAGUAAAUAACUUAAUAGUUUUAUUUUUGGAUCAGAUGAUCAAACUAUUAUUUGUUGGAAAUAUAUCAAUAAUGAUGAAUGGAAAAAGUUCGUAACCAUUUGAAGAACAUAAUGAUAGUGUUUUAUGUUUGAUUUUAAAUAAAUCAGAAGAUCAGCUAAUUUCAGGAGGAUAUUAUAAAUUAUUAACUUUUUGGGAAGUAGAUCUUAAUAAUAAUGAACUCAAAUUUAGAUAUUCUAUUGAUAAAUACGAGAAUUAAGUGCGCUAAUUAAAUUUCAAUUAAUCUGAAUCGUUAUUUGCAUCUUGUGCUUUUGGUGAAAUAAUAUUAUGGCAAGAAGGAGCAAAUAAUAAAUGGGAACCUUUAUAAAUAAUUAAAUCAUCAAUUUAUAGACUGAAACUGCAAUUUAUAAAUGAUUCCAAAUUUCUUUGGGUAUCUUAUGGAAAGAAUUAAGAUAAAAUUUAGGUAUAUUCAUAAUAAUAUGGAAAAUUUGAAGAAUAGUUGGACUCUCUAAUCUAAUUAGAUAAGAAUAUUGAGUAUAAUGAUUAUUCUUAAUUCCCUAUAAUUUAUAAUCAAGAACUCGAAAUAAUAAUAGUAAGACAUAAGCAUAAAAUAUACAUAAUUAAAUAUUAGAAAUAAGAUAAAUUUAGAAUUAUAUAUAGACACGAUUUUGGAAUUAAUGAUAUGUGUGGAGCAUUAACAAAAAAUGGUGAAUAUCUUGUUUUAUUCGAUUAAAUUUAGUAGCAACUGUAGAUAUUCAGGUUAUUUAAUAAAUGA
Messenger RNA from Paramecium tetraurelia, 1065 nucleotides. RefSeq lists its product as uncharacterized. NCBI's taxonomy places the organism in Eukaryota, Ciliophora, Oligohymenophorea, Peniculida, Parameciidae. The record is from RefSeq and is a predicted model, not a curated record. Gene Ontology annotation, biological process: iron-sulfur cluster assembly. Gene Ontology annotation, cellular component: cytosolic [4Fe-4S] assembly targeting complex. Gene Ontology annotation, molecular function: protein binding. The transcript has 2 exons.